UUUCCUCUCUUGGAGGAAAUUUUAGGGUUCUUUAUGGCUGAGGGGGGAGAGCGCUUCAACGUGCGCAAUCCGGCCGUGAAGCGCAUCUUGCAGGAGGUGAAGGAGCUCCAGAACAAUCCCAACGAUGACUACGUGAGCAUGCCGCUGGAGGACAACAUUUUUGAGUGGCAAUUCGCGAUCCGGGGUCCGAAAGAGACCGAAUUCGAGGGCGGAAUUUACCAUGGCAGGAUCCAGCUCCCUCCAGAGUAUCCGCUCAAGCCGCCAGAGUUCGUGCUUUUGACGCCCAAUGGAAGAUUUGAGACCAAAACAAAGAUUUGCUUGAGCAUAUCAGCGCAUCAUCCAGAGUUUUGGCAGCCUUCUUGGAGUGUUCGCACUGCUCUGGUAGCUCUCAUCGCCUUUAUGCCGACAAAGCCAGAAGGAGCUAUCGGAUCCCUCGACUACACCAAGGAAGAAAGGAGGGCUCUCGCGAUCAAGUCCCGCGAUGCCGCUCCAAGAGUUAGCACUCCCGAGCGCCAGAAGCUGAUCGACGAGAUCCAUGUCGAGAUGAUGAAGAGAGCGCAUCCCGUGCCAGACACGAAAGAACCACCGCCGGAAGACGCUGCCAAAGAGGUAGAAAAUAAUGGUGUAGAAGUGGAAACUACUCCAUCUCCAGCUUCUCGAGAUUUAGCUCCGGCUCCAGCUCUAGAUCCAGCUCCAGCUCUAGCUCCAGUUCUAGCUCCAGCGCCAGCUCUUAUAGCUCCAGCUCCAGCAACGAUCGACGCUGUGAAUCCACCAGCAGCAGCAGCAGCAGUAGCGGCGAUUCCCGCGGCUGGAAUUCGAGCGAGGAGAUCGGAAGAGCAAGCGGUACAGCAGUCUAGCGAUUUCGGCUUGACGGCAUUGGCGAUUGGGCUGGCGAUAGCCAUCGUUGGCAUCCUCGUGAGGAAGGCCCUCCGGCACUACGGCUAUGUGAUAUAAACGCGACGCAAAAUAAAGAACUAGGGUUUAAGAAAGCCCUAGGAGGCGGGCCAAGGAAUCUCUUCUUCUCUCUUC
Molecule: messenger RNA, 1029 nt
Organism: Selaginella moellendorffii
Lineage: Eukaryota; Viridiplantae; Streptophyta; Lycopodiopsida; Selaginellales; Selaginellaceae
Product: ubiquitin-conjugating enzyme E2 32
Exons: 5
Coding region: 34-954 (306 amino acids)
Source: RefSeq, a predicted model, not a curated record